AUGGCGCGCCUAGUCAUGGUUGGCGUGUGUUUCGUCGACACAAUCUUAAGCGUGGAUCACUAUCCCGAGGAAGAUGAAAAGCUUCGAGCAUCAAGUCUAACUCGGCGGCGAGGAGGAAAUUGCCCUAAUUCUCUAGAGGUCAUACAGCAGCUUAUAAACCUCUCCCAGUUGAAACUGUCACUGAAUCUCAUAUCCGUGCUCCCAGCGCUUGAGUCAGCAAGCACACGUUUUAUAAAACAAACGCUGGGGCCGGAUGUGAACUGCAAUUCUUGUAUCUAUCGCCCGGACUCGACUGAGCCAGCAUCCGCGUAUGUGAUUAAUAGCCAGAGAACGGGAAGCAGAACGAUUGUGAGCUAUAACGAGCUGCCACAGAUGACUCUUGACGAAUUUUCAUCUUCAGUUGAGAAGCUUGAACACACAGAGAAAACCUAUUUUCAUUUCGAGGGAACCAUGCCAGAAGAGAACCUACAGUGUAUUUUGCAUAUACGACAUAAAUACCCUUCUGCAUUUAUUAGUGUUGAAGUUGAGAACCCACGGCGUGUGGGACUCGAGAAACUGGCAGCUGAGGCAGAUCUCGUCUUCUACGCCAAGGGCUGGGCCCAGGCACAGGGCUAUUCAUCCAUGGAGGAAUGUCUGGAAGCACAAAUUGAUGUCACACCAGAAGCGAAAUAUCUAUGCUGUACAUGGGGCAAGGAAGGCGCUUCACUCCUAACCAAGCCUGACAACACCCGUAUAACGGUGCCUGCAUUAGAGGUCCCGGAUACAAAUGUAGUGGACUCGAUAGGCGCCGGGGACACAUUUGUUGCCGGUAUGCUCUUCGGCAUUCUGUGCCAUACAGAGGACUGGGACCAUGAACGCAAAUUGCGGUUUGCGACGGAACUAGCUGGACUUAAAGUCCGUCAGGAUGGUUUCCAAGGUCUAGGAGUUGCUAUGAAUCAUCGUUUGAGGUGA
This is a messenger RNA of Talaromyces marneffei, 951 nucleotides long. RefSeq lists its product as uncharacterized. NCBI's taxonomy places the organism in Eukaryota, Fungi, Ascomycota, Eurotiomycetes, Eurotiales, Trichocomaceae. Gene Ontology annotation, molecular function: protein binding; kinase activity. Bases 1 to 951 code for a protein of 316 amino acids. The transcript has 5 exons. The record is from RefSeq and is a predicted model, not a curated record.